CGGUGGAUCUCUCCAUCUCCCGAAAGUAACGGUAGGCGUGUCAGCAACAUCCACGUUGGCAGCGCCACUUCAGCCUUCCCGCCAACAAUCUCCCGCCAACCAACGACUAUACAUAGCCCACUCCGUCUCCCGCCAUCUCUCCGUCUCGCGCCAUCUCUCUGCAAUGGCAUCUUUCACUCCCACCAAAAAACCCUCCGACUUCAAAUCCAAGAACCCUACUCCCGCCAAAUCCCCACCGUCGGAUCCAGAUCUCUUCAUCUCAAACACGCCCGAGAAGCCGAUCCAGCUCCCUCGACGAACAAGAAACCGCGGCCUUGCCUUUUCUGUGAAGGAAGUGAGGAAGUUCGCUCAAGACCUCCAGACAACAACCACGAAAUCUUCACAUCAAACAGGCACCGUCCGAUCGAUAGAGGACAGUGUCAAUGCCGAUUCGACGGCAGAUCCUGUCCGAAAGCUGCCAAAGGCAAAAGAUGAUAUCAAGCUUCCUGAAAAGUAUGAGAUGUUGGGUGAGUUUUUUGAUUGCUUGGAGAGUUCGAUUCGGUUGGUACGAUUGAAGCGAUCGAUGUCGACCUUUGCAAACAUCUGCCCAAAGAUUGAAUCUCUAACAGACAGGAGGUUUUCACAUUGUCAUUUAGCACAAUUGAAGUACAUCUUACCCGAGGUGAUUAGUAUAAAGAAGAUCCUUGUGCAUGAUGAGAGGACACUUUGUAUGAAGCCCGAGCUUCAAAUCACCCUACAACUGGAUGCAUUCGAAAAUGGCGGUAACCGUAAAUCAGGAAGUGGCUAUGCGUUUUUGAGGAAGAUGUUCCGUGCCCGCCUUUUGGAUUUCUGCAAUGCACACCCUGAGGGUGAUGAAGUUCCACAGGAAACACUGCCAGAGCCAUUCAAUAAAACCAAACCAAGCAUGCUUCCAAAUGCUACUGCACCUGGUGGGCCCCAAUUACCUCCACCGUCAUUUGAAACUCUUCCACAGCGACCUUCUCAUAUGUCCCAAUCUUUUAAGAGGCGAUUUUCGCAGAAAAUUCCAAUCCCCAAAUCAGAAAAGACCCAACUAGAACAUUCAGCAGAUCCUCUGAAACCUAUUACCUCAUUCUCGAGUCCAUGCACUAACAAACAACUCUCUGACAAGGAAGCCCCUAUUCCUGUCAAUCAAUCCCCCUUUAGAUGCUCUUCAAAACUGCCUACCAGUAAAAAAUCAUUAACUUUUGGCUCUUCCCAUGUUCAAAUUCCUCCAUCAAGCCCUUGUGAAAUCCACAAAGAACGGAUCACCAUGAAGAAAGGAGAUUAUGAUUCUCAAACAGCAGCAGAUGGCAUCACAGGAACUCCUGCAAAGCUCAUUUCUACUCCAUUAAAGCUGACGACUGCAACGCCCGAAUUACAAUCACCAAAGAGAUGUCGCCUUAGUCCAUGCAGUCCAUAUAAUGCUUCCACAUCACUGAACAAAUCAGCAAGGCGUCCGAUUCCAUCCAGGUCAUUGGAAUUCAACACUCCCACAAAGAACACUGAACUCGAAGAUGAAAAGAAUGACGUUGGCACAUCAGAAGUUGAUGAUAUUCUUAAAUUUCUUCCAGAGACGCUUUUGCAGUCGUUAAGAGAGAAAGAGAGGAAGGCAAUGGAGGAAAAAAAUGCAGGUGUACCUGAAGCCAAGAGGCGACAACAGAUGAUUGCAUGCUUGCCUAAGCUCUUUGACAUGAUCCACCUCAUUUUCCAGUCAAUGAGGCGGUCUGUUCUCACAAAACAGGAGCUCAUGCACAAGAUAAUCACAAAUAAUUGUGACAUAGUUGAUAGAAGAGAAGUCGAAGAACAGCUGAAGCUAUUGCAAGAACUUGUCCCUGAUUGGAUUUCUGGAAAGAUGUCAUCCAGUGGAGAUUUCCUUUUCUGUGUCAAUAAGAUUUCAAGUCCAGAAUCAAUACACGCAAGACUUGCAGAAGCUGAGUAAGAAGGAAUGCUUGAUCAAAAGUUUCAGCGGCUUUUCACCUCGUACCCAACUCCAAGUAAGCUUAAUUGGGUUAUUUGAAAUUCAAGCGAUGAAGAACUGAAGUUUUCAGAUGUGGCCUGCGGAUGUUGUGAGGUUGAGCUUCCUUGAAUUGCUGCAGUUAAAACCAGCCCAAGCAUUGAUGGGCUGCAGUGAAAGCUGCCUUCAGUCUUUUCCCCUUCAAAUGGGGGGUUUUGUAUAUUAUAAUUCAACAUCCCACCUAUUGAAUCGAUUGAGAUAACAAGCUUUUGAGAAAGCUUGUUUUUUGGUUAUGUAAACAAGCUGUUUGUUGAAUGAAUCGCUUUGCCCGAUUC
Messenger RNA from Magnolia sinica, 2289 nucleotides. Its product is annotated as CDT1-like protein a, chloroplastic. The transcript is spliced from 7 exons. Gene Ontology annotation, biological process: regulation of DNA-templated DNA replication initiation; DNA replication preinitiation complex assembly; mitotic cell cycle. Gene Ontology annotation, molecular function: DNA binding; DNA polymerase binding. Lineage: Eukaryota; Viridiplantae; Streptophyta; Magnoliopsida; Magnoliales; Magnoliaceae. Bases 164 to 1939 code for a protein of 591 amino acids. The record is from RefSeq and is a predicted model, not a curated record. Gene Ontology annotation, cellular component: nucleus.